CGACCCGACCGAUUAUAAUAUCAGUCAUUCACCGAUUCCACCGGUUUUCAACACCCACAUCGCUGCACCGCCUCCCUCUUCUUCAAUUCAAACUUUUCUUAUUCCUAUUCUUAUUUAAAAUUAGUACUUCAAAUUUCUAAUACAAUCAUGUUGUGUUGAGAGGAUUCGUCAUAUCAGUCUACCCAAACGGACUCACCAUGAGAGUUAGAGAGUGAGUUUGAAUUUCAUUCACAAAUCAACUAUUUUGUUCAACUGCUCAGUAUUUGUGUUUGGCUUGUGUGAAAUUUGCCUGGCAAUAGUGAGAAUUUGAAGGAAAAUAAACCUCCUUCGACAAUUCUCUUUUUCUCGACUUUCCAGCGAGCUCAAGCAUAUCCGGCAAUUCUCUUUACUAAGUUUCUGUUUUUCAGCGGAUUCGGUAGUAUGCCGUUAAUUCUAAACGGAUUCGGGGUACUUAAAUUGAUUGUUGGGUUCAGAUUCGGGUAGUUGAUUUCUAGCGGGUACCUGCCCUGCUGCCAUCCCUAAACAUUUAUACCAGGAAGCGGUGAGGGCAUACAUUCUGAACUAUGGCAGCUCAAACUUCUGGAACCAAGUCCCUAAAAGAAUAUUUGAGAAGGUAUGAAAGCAUCAAUGAGGAAGAGAAGAAAAAGAAAAAGAAGAAGAAGAAAGUGAAAUCUGAUGGGCCUGGUGUUUUGGUUGUGGAUGAAGAUCCUGUCUGGCAUAAGCCUAUAAAACUUGAAGAAGAGGAAAAUGAUUCAGCUGAUGAAGAAAAACCUCAAGUGGAUGAAGAUAUAGAAGUUAAAAGAAUGAAGAGGUUGGAGCAACUUAGAGCCAAAUGGGCUAAUAAUGCCAUAGCUGAAGAUGGAAGUGGAUGGGUUUCACUCUCUCCUAAACGAGCGAAUUUUGUUAAUCAAGAUUCUGAUAUGUCUCCACCCUGUAGGCAGAGUACACGGAACGAUACACCCUCACCUGAGCCUAGUGAGAGGCCUUCGGCUGGGGGUAAAGAUGCAGACUUGUCACCACCAUGGCAGCAACAGAAACGCCACUACAUUCCACCACCCGAAUCUGAUUUGUCACCUCCUCGUAAGCGAAGGAUUCAAAAUGAUACACCUUCACCAGACCCACCAUCAAAGCCUUCAAGAGAAGUUGCCGACUUUUCACCUCCUCGGCAGCCGCGAAAACACCAUUAUUCCCCAUCACCUGAACCUGAUACAAAACUCAGGUAUUCCAACAGUCCACUUCCUGAUUUGUCACCACCCCGUAAGCAAAGGAUAGGGAAAGAUGCUGAUUUGUCACCUCCAAGACAGCAGCGGAGAAGGCAUCAUACUCCGUCCCCUGAACCCCAAAAUUCCCCAGGGCCAGAUCUCUCACCGCCAAGGAAAAGCAGAAAAGGUGUUGAUAAAUUGGCAUCACUAGAUCUUUCUCCACAACGGUUGCCUAAGAAUUCAAGUUCAAUUAUGAAUGGUAGCUCCCAUGACAAGAAGGGUUCAUCUGACCUGGUUUCCUCAAAGGAUCGGCCAAAAACUGGUUUGAUUUCUGGCCGUGAUAUCCAGGAAGAGAUAUCUAAACUUAAGAAGGAUGAUUUAUUGAGGUUUCAACAGAUGGAUCCUAAAAUGACUGGACAGGGUGCUGAACCAAUAUAUCGUGAUAAGAAAGGGCAACGAAUAUCGAAGGAGGAAUUUUUGAAAUCAAAGCAAAAAGUAGAAGAAAAGCCUAAGGAAAAGAAGUUAGAGUGGGGCAAGGGCUUGGCUCAAAAGCGAGAAGCUGAAGUUCGGCUGCAGGAAUUAGAACUUGAGAAGGAGAAGCCAUUUGCACGGACCAGAGAUGAUCCAGAACUUGACAAAAUGCUGAAGGAGAGACUAAGAUGGGGUGAUCCUAUGGCACAUUUGGUCAAGAGAAAGCAUUCUGAACCAGUUCUUCAAGAUCUAGGGGACAGUGAGAAGAUGAAGGAAUCAGGGUUUAUAGUUCCCCAGGGGAUUCCUAAUCACAGCUGGAUAAAAAGAGGAUUAGAUGCUGCACCCAAUCGAUAUGGCAUAAAGCCCGGAAGACAUUGGGAUGGAGUUGAUCGGAGUAAUGGAUUUGAGAAGAAAAUGUUCCAGAGAGUGAAUGAGAAACGAGCUACAGAAAGGGAAGCUUAUCUUUGGUCUGUGUCUGACAUGUAGAUGUUUGUAAAUAUAAACUGUGGAAGUUUUGCAAUUUGAAUCCAGGCAACUUCAGCUUCAUUAACGAGUUUCUGUUCAUUGUCAGUGACAAAAUGAUUUUUAGCAUAUAAGAACUCCAUUUAUUCAGUUAUUA
This is a messenger RNA of Jatropha curcas, 2292 nucleotides long. RefSeq names its product pre-mRNA-splicing factor of RES complex protein. The record is from RefSeq and is a predicted model, not a curated record. Gene Ontology annotation, biological process: mRNA splicing, via spliceosome. Gene Ontology annotation, cellular component: U2-type spliceosomal complex; RES complex. Lineage: Eukaryota; Viridiplantae; Streptophyta; Magnoliopsida; Malpighiales; Euphorbiaceae. Gene Ontology annotation, molecular function: RNA binding.